GCAGCUCGCCGGAGGGAAGGAGGCCCAGCGAAGAUGCACGCCAAGACGGACUCGGAGGUGACCAGCCUCGCCCCCUCCUCCCCACCCCGCUCCCCACCCCGCGCCGGCAACGGCCCCAACCCCGGCUCCGGCGGUGUGAUGCGCGGCGCGGUGUACUACGUGCAGAGCCCGUCCCGCGACUCGCACGACGGCGAGACCACCACCAAGGCGGCCACCACCCCGGCUCUGAGCCCCAUGGCCUCCCCCCGCCACUCCCACUCCAGCUCCAGCCGCUUCUCCCGCGGCGGCAAGGCCCCGCGCAACAAGGGCGGCAAGGGGUGGCAGGAGAUCGGCGUCAUCGAGGAGGAGGGGCUGCUGGACGAGGAUGAGCGCAGGCCCAUGCCCAAGCGCUGCAAGUACUGCCUGAUUUUCGUCGGCUCGUUCGUGGUGCUCUUCACCUUCUUCGCGCUCGUGCUCUGGGGCGCAUCCCGCUCCCAGAAGCCCCAGAUCGCAAUGAAGAGCAUCACGUUCCAGAACUUCAUCAUCCAGGCGGGCACGGACGCGUCGCUGGUGCCGACGGACAUGGCGACCACGAAUGCCACCGUCAAGUUCACCUACAAGAACACCGGCACCUUCUUCGGCAUCCACGUCACCGCCGACCCAUUCACGCUCUCCUACUCCCAGCUCAACCUCGCCGCCGGAGACCUGAAGAAGUUCUAUCAGGGGCGGAGCAGCCGUCGGACGGCGAGCGUGAGCGUCAAGGGGAACAAGGUGCCGCUGUACGGCAGCGGGCCGACCCUGAUGGCGCAGCCCGCGGCGGGAGGGAAGGGCGCCGGCAAGGUGCAGCCCGUGCCGAUGACGCUCUCGACGACGGUGCGGUCUAAGGCGUACGUGCUGGGGGCGCUGGUGAAGCCGCGGUUCACCAAGAGGGUGGAGUGCAAGGUGGUCAUGGACCCGGCCAAGCUCAACAAGGCCAUCUCGCUGGAGAAGGCGUGCCAGUACUCCUGAAUUCCGAUCCAGCGGGUUGAUGAGUAAUCGUCA
Messenger RNA from Lolium rigidum, 1020 nucleotides. RefSeq lists its product as uncharacterized. The record is from RefSeq and is a predicted model, not a curated record. Bases 34 to 987 code for a protein of 317 amino acids. The transcript is spliced from 3 exons. NCBI's taxonomy places the organism in Eukaryota, Viridiplantae, Streptophyta, Magnoliopsida, Poales, Poaceae.